Arabis nemorensis is the source of this 1125-nucleotide messenger RNA. Lineage: Eukaryota; Viridiplantae; Streptophyta; Magnoliopsida; Brassicales; Brassicaceae. The record is from the annotation of a GenBank genome assembly.
AUGAUAAGAAUUGUCUUUCCUCUCUCCGGCAACGUCUUCCCUCUCGGAUACUACUCGACCUCUAUUCGAAUAGGAAAUCCUCCAAAGGCCUUUAAUUUUGACGUUGAUACCGGUAGCGAUCUCACUUGGGUUCAGUGCGAUGCUCCUUGCUCUAAAUGCACAUUGCCUCGUCCACUUCAGUACAAGCCUAAGGCAAACAUUGUCCCCUGUUCAGACCCGGCCUGCUCUGCUCUUCACUGGCCUAACAAGCCUCAAUGCCCAAACCCAAAAGAGCAAUGUGACUACGAUGUUGAAUAUGCUGAUCAAGCUUCAUCAUUGGGUGUACUCGUUACCGAUCAGUUUCCUCUGACUCUCUUAAAUGGCACCGUCCUACAGCCCCGCUUGGCAUUCGGGUGCGGUUAUGAUCAGAGUUUCCCUAGUGCUCAUCCUCCGCCUAUGACUGCUGGAGUUUUAGGGCUUGGGAGAGGGAAAGUCAGCAUCUUGACACAGCUUGUCUCGACCGGACUAACGAGAAACGUGAUUGGACAUUGCUUAAGCUCUAAAGGUGGAGGCUUUUUGUUCUUUGGAGACAAUCUCGUACCUUCCAUUGGUGUAGCCUGGACACCAUUACUAUCAACAGACAACCACUACACGACCGGACCAGCCGAGUUUCUCUUCAACGGAAAGCCAACAGGUCUGAAAGGCCUAAAACUCAUCUUUGACAGUGGAAGCUCUUACACUUAUUUCAACACCAAGACAUACCAAACAAUAGUUACACUGAUCGGAAAUGAUCUGAAAGGCAAACCGUUGAAGGAUGCGAAAGAAGAUAAGACUUUACCAGUCUGCUGGAAAGCAGCAAAGCCAUUGAAAUCUCUUGUCGAGGUCAAGAACUUGUUCAAGACCUUAACAAUUACCUUCACGAAUGGAAAAAGAAACGUUCAGCUCCAAAUUCCACCCGAAUCUUAUCUCAUAAUCUCUAAAACUGGAAACGCCUGCCUAGGAAUACUGAAUGGGAGUGAAAUAGGAUUACAAAACUCUAACGUAAUCGGAGAUAUCUUUAUGCAAGGGAUUAUGAUGAUCUAUGACAACGAGAAGCAACAACUUGGAUGGGUUUCAGCAAAUUGCGAUAAGCUUCCCAAAUCAUGA